Molecule: messenger RNA, 1674 nt
Organism: Prunus dulcis (almond)
Lineage: Eukaryota; Viridiplantae; Streptophyta; Magnoliopsida; Rosales; Rosaceae
Product: (-)-alpha-pinene synthase-like
Exons: 7
Coding region: 1-1674 (557 amino acids)
Biological process (GO): diterpenoid biosynthetic process
Molecular function (GO): magnesium ion binding; terpene synthase activity
Source: RefSeq, a predicted model, not a curated record
AUGUCUUUCCCAGUAGCAGCUCAAGUAGCACAGAGUGCUGAGCCAGAAAUUGUUCGGCAGACAGCAAAUUAUCACCCAAGCAUUUGGGGAGAUCGGUUCCUCAAUUAUGAUGAAAAAAGCAUUCAGAUAACUUAUGACCACAUGCAACAGCAAGUGGACCAACUGAAAGUAACAGUGAGGAAGGAAGUAUUCACAACGAGUGCAGGUGAUUUUUCACAUCAGCUCAAGCUAAUUGAUGCAGUCCAGCGCCUUGGCGUGGCUUACCAUUUCGAAAGAGAAAUCGAAGAAGCCUUGCAACGUGUGCACGUUACAUAUCAUGACUAUGAUGGUGGUGAUCUCUACGCUGUUGCUCUUGGUUUUCGGCUACUAAGACAACAUGGAUUCAAUGUUUCUUGCGAUAUAUUCAACAAGUUCAAAGAUAAAAAUGGUAACUUCAAGGAGAGCUUAACUGCUGAUGUUCCUGGGAUGCUAAGCUUUUAUGAAGCAGCACAUCUGAGGAAGCAUGGAGAAGACAUACUAGAAGAGGCUCUUGUUUUCACCACCACUCACCUUGAGUCGGCAGAAACAACGGAAGCAAGAAAUCCACUGGCUUUACAGAUAACUCAAGCCUUAGAGAGACCUCUGCGGAAGGGUCUGGAGAGGGUAUGUGCCAGGGGUUACAUGUCAAUCUACCAGGAUGAUGCUUCACAUAGUGAAGCUAUAUUGAAACUUGCAAAGUUAGAUUUCAAUAUCGUUCAAUCUUUACACAAGAAGGAGCUCAGUGAGAUUACUAGGUGGUGGAAAGAACUGGACUUUGAAAAGCAGCUGCCUUUUGCAAGAGAUAGGAUCGUGGAGCUGUACUUUUGGAUAGUUGGAGUCUAUUUCGAACCGCAUUAUAUGGCAACAAGAAAAAUUCUUACAAAAGUGAUUGCCCUGGUAUCAGUUUUGGAUGAUAUCUACGAUGCAUUUGGCACAUACGAAGAACUCGUGAUCUUUACUGGAGCAAUUGAAAGGUGGGAUAUCAAUUGUAUGGAUGAACUUCCAGACUAUAUGCAAGUAUUUUACCAUACCCUCUUGAAUGUUUACGACGAAAUUGAGGAGGAGAUGGUAAAAGAAGGAAGAUCAUACCGAGUUUACUAUGCAAAAGAAGCUGUUAAAGCUCAAGCCCGGAACUACUUUGCUGAGGCCCAAUGGUUGCACAAAGACUACAUUCCAAGCAUGGAAGAGUAUAUGAGUGUAGCAACAGCUUGUGUUGGUAACACCUUGCUUUCAAUUACAUCUCUGGUUGGCAUGGGAGAUAUUGUAACGAAGGAAGCUUUUGAGUGGUUGUUGAAUGAUCCUAGAAUUCUUAGAGCUUCAAAUAUCAUUUUUAGGCUCAUGGAUGACCUUAGUGGAUACGAGUUUGAGAAAGAGAGAGAGCAUGUUGCUUCUAGUAUUGAAUGCUACAUGAAGCAAUAUGGGGUGCCAGAGCAAGAGGUGCUUGAUAUUUUUAACAAACAGGUUAAAGAUUUGUGGAAGGAUAUCAACGAGGAGUUUCUUAGACCAACUGAUGUGCCAAUGCCUGUCCUCAUGCGUGUUCUGAAUCUAACAAGAGUGGUUGAUCUCCUUUACAAAGGGGAGGAUGGCUACACACAUGUUGGGAAAGUGAUGAAAGAUAGUGUUGCUUCACUUUUUAUUGAACCCGUGCCUCUCUGA